UGUGUGUGUGUGUGUGUGUGUGUGUGGCGCGCGCGCGCGUGUGUGUGCGCGUGUGCCUAUGCAUAUGCGUGUGUACAGUCGCGUACAAAGUCACAUCACGACUAAAGCAUCGAAACUCAUAACCUAAACAAGAUUCACACAACCUUAGUGUUCGAGACAAUUCGAAACACUCCGAACCGCGAUUUCCCUCCCCUGUAUACUCACACACGUACUUACACACGUUCACUAUAUCCAAACCCGCAGAUGCAGGCGACCUACGUCAUGAUGUUGACAGCGAUGUGUUUCGUGACGUCAGAGUCCUCCGAGCGGCGGCCGUCCAGAUGUCAGACCAGCGUGCGAUACGUCAACAAAGUUCGAACGCUUAUCGAGGAGGAGCCGAUGUACAAGACAGUCUACAAGACGGAGAUCGCCCCCACCUACGUCACACGAGCCCAAUACACGACGAAAUUCCAGACCAAAUACGUACCGAGAGCGGUCUCGCAACGCGUCACCGAGACCGCGGUCCAGGUCAAGAGAUGCUACACCACCAAGACCGAAAUACGCUACACAACGCAGCGCCUGACCCGCCACGUCAACUCAACGGGGUACGACCUGCAAUACGUCACAGAAACGGCUUACCAACCGCGCUACGUCAUGGAAACGCAGUACCAUGUACAGUACACGACAAAGUACACGCCUGUCUACGUCACGGCCACGAGGGUACAGUACCAGACCGAAUACCAGACCAAGGAGGUGUUGAUCACUGUGACAGAGACCGAACAGACGUAUUCAACCGUGUGUCCACAACAAGCGUAUAAUUAACGGUGUCUUAGGUAGGCAACCCAAUAUUUUGUUUUACGAUUUUGUUAUGAAAUUCUUUAAAUUAUUAUUGUUUGGUGACUCUAUUUUUCUUUUUUCGUUUGGUACUAUCGAUAUUUAUUUUCGUCAUUAAUAGCUCAAUUAUAACAUCG
This is a messenger RNA of Penaeus monodon (black tiger shrimp), 950 nucleotides long. RefSeq lists its product as uncharacterized. Lineage: Eukaryota; Metazoa; Arthropoda; Malacostraca; Decapoda; Penaeidae. The coding region runs from base 244 to 801 and encodes 185 amino acids. The transcript is spliced from 2 exons. The record is from RefSeq and is a predicted model, not a curated record.